GUCAUCUGCAGCCAACUUCAUGUUCGCUUAAAGUGACUUGUGAAAAUUGUUUGUCAGUUCAGUCAGUUUGAUCAUUAAUUAAUUUUGGAAAAGUCUUAGGAUAGUAAAUAUGGGUCAAAACCAAUCCGCCCAAGGUGGCUCAGGAGAUAAGAAGGAUGACAAGGAUAAGAAAAAGAAAUACGAACCCCCAAUACCUACACGAGUAGGAAAGAAAAAGAGACGAGCGAAGGGCCCUGAUGCCGCAAUGAAAUUACCAUUAGUAACUCCACAUACCCGAUGCCGUCUUAAACUUUUGAAGCUAGAGCGAAUUAAGGAUUACCUAAUGAUGGAAGAUGAAUUCAUACGCAAUCAAGAACGACUGAAGCCACAAGAUGAAAAGAACGAAGAAGAACGUUCGAAGGUCGAUGAUCUUCGUGGUACACCCAUGUCAGUUGGAAACCUUGAGGAGAUUAUCGACGAUAAUCAUGCUAUCGUUUCGACGUCAGUGGGUUCAGAACAUUACGUUAGUAUCUUGUCAUUUGUGGACAAAGAUCAGUUGGAACCAGGAUGCUCAGUGUUGUUAAACCAUAAAGUUCAUGCAGUAGUCGGUGUUCUUAGUGAUGACACUGAUCCAAUGGUAACAGUUAUGAAACUUGAAAAGGCGCCCCAAGAAACGUAUGCCGACAUUGGCGGUUUAGAUACACAAAUACAGGAAAUAAAGGAGUCUGUCGAAUUGCCAUUAACUCAUCCAGAAUAUUAUGAGGAAAUGGGUAUUAAGCCACCCAAAGGUGUUAUCUUAUAUGGUCCCCCAGGGACUGGCAAAACAUUGCUUGCCAAAGCAGUAGCCAAUCAGACCUCUGCGACUUUUUUGCGAGUUGUGGGUUCUGAGUUGAUCCAAAAAUAUCUGGGAGAUGGUCCCAAAUUGGUACGUGAGCUUUUCCGAGUUGCUGAAGAGCAUGCACCUUCUAUAGUUUUCAUAGACGAAAUUGAUGCUGUUGGUACAAAACGAUAUGAUUCAAACUCUGGUGGUGAAAGAGAAAUUCAGCGUACUAUGUUGGAAUUGCUCAAUCAGCUGGAUGGGUUUGAUUCAAGGGGCGACGUUAAGGUUAUUAUGGCAACAAACCGUAUUGAGACGUUAGACCCUGCUCUCAUACGUCCUGGUCGUAUUGAUCGUAAAAUUGAGUUCCCACUUCCUGAUGAAAAAACGAAGCGUCGAAUAUUUACGAUUCACACAUCUCGUAUGACUUUGGCAGAAGAUGUUAAUCUGAAUGAGCUAAUUAUGGCUAAGGAUGAUCUAUCCGGAGCGGAUAUUAAAGCCAUAUGCACAGAAGCGGGUUUAAUGGCACUACGUGAACGACGUAUGAAGGUUACUAAUGAGGACUUCAAAAAAUCCAAGGAGAGUGUUUUAUAUCGAAAGAAAGAAGGAACAGUCGAAGGAUUGUAUUUAUAAAACCAUGUACUUCUUAAUAAUAAAACAUAAAAUAUCUAAUCUAAACAUUGUGAACAUAAUAAAUUAGUCGUUAAGGGAA
This is a messenger RNA of Bactrocera neohumeralis, 1508 nucleotides long. RefSeq names its product 26S proteasome regulatory subunit 4 (gene Rpt2). Gene Ontology annotation, molecular function: ATP binding; ATP hydrolysis activity; proteasome-activating activity. Bases 110 to 1429 code for a protein of 439 amino acids. Lineage: Eukaryota; Metazoa; Arthropoda; Insecta; Diptera; Tephritidae. The transcript is spliced from 3 exons. The record is from RefSeq and is a predicted model, not a curated record. Gene Ontology annotation, cellular component: proteasome regulatory particle, base subcomplex. Gene Ontology annotation, biological process: proteasome-mediated ubiquitin-dependent protein catabolic process.